CGAGUUGAUAGUCAGCUGACAGUUAUAUCCCUUUAAUGUUGAGUCCAUUUAAGUGACAAUUCAUUGAACAUAUCGUUUAGGUUUGGCUCGCAUUCAAAACAAUUGGCAUUUAAUUGCACUUUAAUUAACCAUUGAUUGCAUUUAGUUGUGAGCGAAAUGUUUGUGUAAUUUAUUGAUGCAUUGAAUUGAUUGGCAACAAAUCGUCAGAUAUUUCACAACACAAAUGGAUAACUAUUUGGAAAAUUGCAGAAAACAUUUGGUAACAUUGAGUGAAUGGUCGGAACCGAUAGAGUUAGUGGUGGGCAAUGAAAGCUGUGAUCUGGACUCAGCCGUCAGUGCCGUCGGUCUGGCAUUCAUUAAACACACGGAAUAUAAUAAAGUGGAGUCCAAUAACCGAUUAGUUAUUCCCGUUUUGAACACAACUCGAAAUGAAUUACAACUGAAAACGGAAGUGAUUUUUUGGUUUGAAAACUCAGUCCAUUUGAGUCGCGAUGAUCUCAUCUGUUGGGAUGAGAUCGAUGUCCAGAUACUUAAGACAAAGAAAGUGUUGAUAACAUUAGUCGAUCACAAUGUGAACGAAGAGAUGGCACGGAUUGGGGAAAUAAUUGAGAUAAUAGAUCAUCACAAAUACGAUGCGACCCGAAGUCCCGUAAGUGAUCCGUCGAAAGUGUUUGUCGACCCGUCGAUCGGUUCCUGUUCUACACUAAUCGCCGAACGCUUUCUUCGAAGCGAUUUGAAAGCCGACACACAAUUGGCUCUUAUCCAAUCAUUGAACGAAGAGAGGGAUCAGAUAACUCCCUUUAAACGCAAUGCUUCUCUAACACAAAGUCAGAGAAAGAAAAUUAGUCCACGAAUUAAUAUCCAACAGAUUCUUAACUCAUCGGAUGAGUUAAGUCCUGGAGUCGGCGGCAUUGCUCUUCCUGACAGCCAUCCCCUCUCAUCCAGUGAACCCAAUAAUGAUAAUAAUGCCAAUAAUUUGAAUGCCAACGAAGAGCGUGAAAGUUUGGUUCGGCGGCCAUCGACUACUAAAAAGAAGAUUCCAGUGAAUCGCGAAUUCUUCAAAAGCGAUGAAUUUAAUGGUGGAGAAGGAGAGCCGUCCGCAGCGAUCGUAGAGCUUUCUGCGCGCCAAGAAAUGGACGAAUCGAGAGCGUGGUCUCAGUCCUGUCCUAUCGGUCCCGACGGUGAGGUCAAACCAAUCGAUAUGAAAGUUAUCGAUCCCUACAAGAAAGUCAUAUCACACGGCGGAUACUUUCACUCCAGUACUGGAAACAGCCAUCAGUCGGGCGCCAGUCCUGCUAUCAUAGUAUUCUCCGCUUGUUAUCUGCCCGACCGCUCACGAAAAGACUACAAUUACGUUAUGGAUCACCUCUUCAUGUAUGUGUUGACGACUCUCCACAAUCUGAUUGCUGACGACUAUAUCCUCAUAUACUUCCAUAACGCGGGUCUGUCCACUCUCGGCAAUAAUAUGCCAACGUUUGGAUGGCUUAAGCGGUGCUAUUAUAUGAUGGAUAGGAAACUGAAGAAGAAUUUGAAAGGACUAUAUUUAGUGCAUCCGACCUUC
Medioppia subpectinata is the source of this 1561-nucleotide messenger RNA. The record is from the annotation of a GenBank genome assembly. Lineage: Eukaryota; Metazoa; Arthropoda; Arachnida; Sarcoptiformes; Oppiidae.